AAACCCUGUCCCAAAGCAAGCUAAGUCAGCAGUUUUGGAUAAAAAGCAUAUAUUCAAAAAUAUAUAUAUCAUUAAAAAAUUACCAGAAUACUUUUGGUGCCUUCAAGGUAGAGCAAAGCCAUGAGCGAAACACCUCCUGGCGAGUCUCCUCCAGACGGCACUGAACCGCAUCGAAAUAAUAGUGAGUUCAUUCUGAUCAGUGAGAACAACAUCCCUUAUGACCUAGAUCACCAGGAAUAUGAACAAUGGUGUAACGAGGAAGAAGUAGGAGAAAGAGAUCAGAAUGGAUUCCCAGGGGAUGAAUUCAUCCCAGAGAGCCUGGACUCUAUUAAUUCAGACUUCUCACUGAAUGAAGUCUUAGAGCGUUAUACUGACUCUAUUAAUUCAGACGUUGCAUCAGAUGAAAUUGAUUUGGGCAACCCAUUUGAUGGAAUUUCCGAGGAUAAUGUUUCUCCUGAUUUCCACUUUAAUGAUGGAACUUCAGAGCCCAUUGACUCUAUACUUUCAGAGGAAAAUCUUUACUUUAAUAGCACUGCAGAUAUCAGCAACACGUCUAUUAACUCACAACAAACAAUAAAUCCAUUUUUUGCCUCAACUUCACCAGUUUUACCGGGAGAAGAAGUGAUUCCUGAAGAAGAACGAGAGGACACAUGGGCAAUAGGCCAUAACCCUGUUAGUUGGGAUGAUUUGUGCAAUGAUGAAAUGUCACACAUUUAUGCUAGUCUUCCACACUCACCUGAAGAAAACCACAACACGACCAUGUCAAAUCUUAACACUGGCAUUGAGGCAGAAGCCAUCGAGGUCAUUGCAGAUUCAAACUCAUUUGGUGAUGCAUUACCUGGAAGCGGAGACAUCCCUCUAGAGGACCUUAUUCGUGAUUUGGGACUCAUCCCUCCACAGGUUACUAUGCCUUGCAAAAGAGAAUGCGUACCCACUACUAUUGGUAGAGAACCAAGUGUGGUAACAAGCAUGGCAAUAACAUCCCAACAGUCUAAAAAAAACAACAAGUCAGCAAUUGAUCUGGGUAUAGAACUGCCAAAACCAUUCCAACACUGUCAUCAGCUUGACCUGUCAGAUACUGGUUUGGAUAGAGCUUUGCCAGGAGCUUCGUCCCAGUCCACCAGACUUGGACUGUCAGAUACUGAUUUGGAUGCAGCCUUGCUUCCAGGAGCAUCGUCACAGUCCACACAACUUCACCUGUCAGAUACUGGUUUGCAACAAACUUUGCUGUCAGGGACAUUGACAUCGUCCUUACGACUUGACCUUCCAUCGAUUGGUGUGGCGAACCAAGUUGGUAUGGCUGCCAUGGAUGUGGCUGUUGCUACAGUGGUAUUUCCGCUUCAUGGACAUGCAUCGAACCUCAUCACCUGGAAUAAUGCCGGUGUUGUCAAUGAUCAAGCAAUGGAAUUUCCCAGCUUACCAUCCCUCGAAGAAAAGAAACGAAAAAGGCGUGAAAGUAUGAAAGCUGCAUCUAAAAGGCACAGAGUAAAGAAAAAAGAGAAAGAAGAUGCUUUGAUAGACAAAGUAGAACAGCUGUUGAAAGAGAACUCUGAACUCAGAGAUCAACGUAAGAGACUUUCUGACGAGAAGGAAUUCUACCUCAGAGAAUUGAAGCGAAGAAAAGAAAUGCAUGAUUCGUCAAAAGAGUAAGAGUUCGUCAUUAGUGUCAAAUGAUAAUAAUUAUAAUAAUAAUAAUUUGUAGAAUUCACAAUAUUGAAGCAAGGGUGUUAAUACCAUGCUUAACCGCGGUCUGCAGUCCAUAGUGAAGCAAAAAUGAAAUAGUAAGCCUAACUGCGGUCUGCACUCUGUAGUAAAGCAAAGGUAUAAUACUACAAUGAAACAAAGGUAUGGUACUGGGCGUAGCCGCGGUCUGCUUUCCGUAGUGAAGCAAAAGUAAAAUACUAAGCGUAGCUGCGGUCAGCAGUCUGUAGUGAAGCAAAGGUAUUAUACUAACGGUAAUUACUAAUAUUAAUAAAAUACGAAUGCACUUCAAUUCAUAAUCGAACAGUAUAAGUAGUGUGUGUUCACUGCAGCUCUAAGUGGACUGCAAUCGUUGACAAAAUCCUUGGACCAGUCUAGCGAGUUUUGUCAUUUUUUAAAAGCACCAUCCACAGACAAGUUCAUCCCUCCUAACCCUAAAUGCAAUGUUGUCAUCGAAUAUGUUACAAUAGUACACAAGCAUCGAAAACAAGACCCAAGAUUGAUGAAAGGGGGUUAGCGAAAACUGUGAAAAGAUUGAGAAAAAUGUUAGGCUGGAGACAAAUAAUUUUAUGGCCCAAGGUUUCUUGGCAACGAUUGUAGGUGUAGAUGCAUUCAGUAUACUUUAUCAAACUUUAAUACAAUGCCAUGACUGACUGAAAAAUGACCACAAUUAGGUACUUGCAUGUUUUAACUGAUUGCAUGAAUUGAAUGCUUUGUUCUGAUUGGUUAUGUCAGCAGGGAUUGGUGCAAAGCCAAUUUAACCUGUGUACAUCCGUUUCUCACCCCUCAGAAAAUCGGGGAGAUUUUUUCGGAGGGGUGAGAAACGGAUGUACACAGGCUAAGCCAAUUUGGACUAGUGGUUUUGAGUCUAUCAUGGCAGGGUGUUUUUAUUAUCUUAUCAAAUUUCAGUUCAAGUAAGUUUCAUCAACAUCCAUUAAUUAUGUCAUCCUCGGAAGAUUACCCCUGGUUCCCGAGGAUGUCUGCUGGACAGUUUAAGGUCUAGAAUGAUUUGGUUAGUCAGAUUCACACUCAUUAUUUUCUAUUAUUUUUUUAUCAAGAAGUAAGAACUCGAUAGUUAACAUUUUUUAUAACGGUUAACGGGAAAUCACUUAUAGUAGUAUGACGAUUGUUCCAAGAAGUUUUAGCCCCUUUGUCAGUAAGAUGCUAUUCCCUUGGAAAAAUGCUCUAACAAGCUCUGAGAAUUAUUAAAACCUGGUCAAAUUUCAAUUAUCCUAUUCAACCGAGUUGUGCUAGAUAAAUCUUCUAAACAUUUCGAGUCGAGUCACUGACCUUUGUACUAGUCCAAAUGGAUGGUACAGUUUGUGUCCACAGUUGUUGGUGAAGCUUAGUUGUACAGUUGGGCCUGCCUAGAGUUUUUACUGAAUUUCAGCAAAAUUACUAGAAGUCUAAAAAAAGAAAUGAACAAAAAAAAUAUAAAAGACCACAAAAUCCAACUUAAAAAAAGAACAAAAAACGAAACAAAACAAAAAAAGAAGAGAUUUUGCACUGGGUGCUAUUCUAUAUCGUUUAUAGUCAAAUGCAGGCUUUCAACUUUAUACAUGUAAUCACAAUUUUGUUUAGCUUAUUUUUGCAACAAAUGUAUUCAUUUCUAUCUUUUGUAUCUUUGUAAUAAAGAUGUCACAGUGGUAGAA
Messenger RNA from Exaiptasia diaphana, 3353 nucleotides. RefSeq lists its product as uncharacterized. The transcript is spliced from 2 exons. Lineage: Eukaryota; Metazoa; Cnidaria; Anthozoa; Actiniaria; Aiptasiidae. The coding region runs from base 121 to 1650 and encodes 509 amino acids. Gene Ontology annotation, molecular function: DNA-binding transcription factor activity. Gene Ontology annotation, biological process: regulation of DNA-templated transcription. The record is from RefSeq and is a predicted model, not a curated record.